This is a messenger RNA of Saccharomyces paradoxus, 1011 nucleotides long. It is a transcript of the gene BMT5, whose product is annotated as 25S rRNA (uracil2634-N3)-methyltransferase. NCBI's taxonomy places the organism in Eukaryota, Fungi, Ascomycota, Saccharomycetes, Saccharomycetales, Saccharomycetaceae. The record is from RefSeq and is a predicted model, not a curated record. Bases 1 to 1011 code for a protein of 336 amino acids. Gene Ontology annotation, cellular component: cytoplasm. The transcript has a single exon. Gene Ontology annotation, molecular function: rRNA (uridine-N3-)-methyltransferase activity. Gene Ontology annotation, biological process: rRNA base methylation.
AUGGCUAGGAAAUUAAAGGGAAAGAUUGGGAGUAAAGGCCUUAAAGGUGCUUUGUUAAGGCAUCAAGCUAAAAUCAAGCUGGUGAAAAAUAUUGAAAGUAAACAAAAACAUGAACUAAGGAAGAAAAAUCCAAACGCUAAUAACAAAAAAGUGAAAAGAAAUCAAGAAUUACAAAAGCUUAAUCAAGGAAAAUUUAUACCUUUUGAGAAAGAUGAAACUUUGAUGUUAUGUGGUGAGGGAGAUUUUUCAUUUGCCAGGUCCAUUGUUGAACAAGGCUAUAUCGAAAGUAACAAUUUAAUUAUAACAAGCUACGACAAUUCUGUUAAUGAGCUUAAAUUGAAAUAUCCGCAUACAUUGGAGGAAAAUUACCAAUUUUUAAAAGAUCUAAAUAUUCCGAUAUUCUUCCAGAUUGACGUUACGAAGCUCGUAAAAAGCUUUAAAAUUUCCAAAAAUAAUAGUUGGUUUAAAACAAUCAACAGGCUUAGCGACCACCGUUGGGGUAACAAACCUUUACAAAAUAUAGUGUUCAAUUUUCCUCAUAAUGGAAAAGGUAUUAAGGAUCAAGAAAGAAAUAUUAGAGAGCAUCAAGAAUUAAUUUUCACUUUUUUCCAGAAUUCCUUACAACUGUUCAAUCUCAUAAACACUAAAGUUCAAAAUGAUACUCUUCGUUAUACGCAAGGUUAUGAUCUUAAUGAGAAUACUCCCCAGGCUAAAAAAUUGACCGCCGAAGGUUAUGGUAACAUUAUCUUGUCUAUUUUCGAUGGAGAGCCAUAUGAUUCAUGGCAAAUCAAACUUUUAGCUAAAAAAAACGGACUAACUCUGAGCAGAUCGAGCAAAUUUCAAUGGGAAAAUUUCCCAGGGUAUCAUCACCGAAGAACAAAUAGUGAACAAGAUACCACAAAACCCGCGAAAGAACGUGAUGCUAGGUUUUACAUUUUUAGUAAAUAUAUCUCAAACAGUUCAAAACGUAACCGUAAAAGCAAAAAAGGCUUCGAUUCUGAUUCAGACUGA